AAUACUGAUCGAGCCUUCGUUUGGAAGAGCUUGGAAACAACGUAAACAAGCAGGUAGAAAGGCCUACUUCCUGGGAAAUCUCCCCAAUUUCAUGGUGUUGGCGUAAGGGAUAACAGAUUGAGUCCGAAUAGAGACCAAGAUUUUACCAUUCGGAGCUGAGGAGCAGAAGAAGGGAGUCGAGAUGUCGGAGCUUACAUCUCUUGAUUCUGUGUACCUCAGCACAGUAUUAGCUGAUACAGUGGAUCAGCUGGCAGUGCUGGGGAAGAUUAUGCCGUCAACUUUUGAAGGAAGGCAGGAUGCAAAUGAGAUGGUUGGAGAUGAAAUCAGUCAGAUCCUUGACAGUCAAAAGAACCUGGAAUCCAAGUACGAGAAUCUGAUCCAGCAGAGGGCUGACCUUCGGGCGGGGCCAAAGCGGGAUGCGGGCCGUCUCUACGACAACAACCAGGAGAUCGGAUCCGUGGUGGGCGGUCUGCGGACUGCCAAUCAGACGUUUGCCAAGAGUUUGAAGCAGAGUCCGUUGACAUCAGAUAAUCUUUACAAGAUGCAGGAUGAUAGACAAUUCCUUCAAGAUGUUCUGAGUGCCACAUUGGAUGAGAUGAAUCGACAAAAGAUGUUUACAGCCCUUGUCCAGGCUGUUACCAAGGAGAAAGAUAAGAAGGCGGAGCUUCAAAACACUAUUCUCAAAGAAGAGGAGGGUCGCAAGAAAAUCAAAUCCCUCCAGAAACAGAUCGCCACGGUGAGGGUCGAGAGAGAGGAGGAGACUCAACAACGGAACCAAAUGAUUGCUCAUUUGAAAGAUCAACUUCAGGAGAUGAAGGCUAAGACUAGUAUGGAGGGCAAAUAUGUACAGAAAGAUGCAGAGGUCGCAGUGGGUCAGAUGCAGAAAAGAUGCUACCUCACAGAGAAAGAGAUGAAGGAUGAAAUAGAGCUCCUAAAACAGAAAGUAGAUGAGGAACAGAGAGUUAACACAGAAAUAGAAACAUAUCUCAAGAGACAUCAAACUGAAAUGGAGGAGAAGGUCGAAUAUUGGAUGGAGAAGUAUGAUAAAGAUGUUGAAGCCAAGACGCAUGAACUAGAAGUCCUCAAGGCUUCAAAGGCUAAUGAUCUGGCAAGGCUUCAAGAACUCACUAAACUGUACGUAGAAUAUGAGCAGGUGUGUGUUGAAGAUAGGAUAGAGAAAGAGAAAGCGAGACGAAAGGCAGAGCAGGAAGAAGAGGAGCUCAAGUCAUGUGUCUUGCUUCAGUCUUGGUGGAGGGGGGUGAUGGUCCGGAAGCAGUUGGGUCCAUACAGCAAGAAAAAGAAGAAGAAGGGGAAGAAAGGAAAGAAGGGGUCUGGAAAGAAGAAGGGAAAGAAAAAGAAGUAGAUCACUCAUUCUGUCCAAGCCAGAGCCUUAUCAAUUCUUUACAUGAUUUGUUUUCUUAUCUCACCGCCUUUCCGUAAAUUUUGAUGUCGAUCUGAUGAUGAACAUUUGCAGAGAUAUAGGGUGGAAGGUAUUACAGUGAUGACAUUAAACAUUCCAAAUGGUCAAUAAUCGCAUGCAAAAGAAAAGUUCUCCAAUUCCUAGUACUGACUAUUGUUGGAUCCCCUCUAGUAACACUAAAUAAUACUUUGGUUUACUGAAAAAUAAAUUGUGGUGAUGCAGAUUUGGGAGAAUGUGGAAAACAUGUCUUUGACCUUUAAAGCCAUUUUAUGAAGCUCUUCGUAAGUUAUGCUUGACUUGUGAUUCUUUCUUGUUCUAAAUGAUAAACGCCAACAUUUCCCUGCAUUUACAUAAGGGUAGUUAUCUUUCUACAAUCAUUAUCAAAUCUAGAUAAAACAUCCAACUUUGCAUUCAGUGCUUUUUAACAAUGAUUUUAAUCGACAUGUACAUAGAUUGGAAUUCAACUUAAGCUUAUGAAACUUCAAAUUAUUAAGAAUCUGAUUUAUCACAAGAAAGGGUCAUUAAUCACUCAUUGCUUUUGCAGGACAAGUUGUUCAUAGCUCGCACACUGUUUUUGUGAAACUGGGACACAAAUUGUUUUUUCUGAACCUUUGGGGUUACAAGUGGCUUCACGAUUAGGAAAAUGUUAUAAUAAUAUAGGGUUUAUUCGAUCAAGGACUAUGCCUCAUGAAUUUUCUUGAAGACUAAUAUAAGGAUAUAGAAUAAUUUUCAUUCUUUUUGGCAGGUUUUCAGCAUUGGGCAAUGGUAUAAGUCUAUGUGCUUCCAGUAACAAGUCUUAGGGUGUGGGUUCCAAACUGGCUGUGGUCCUGAAUCUGAUUUACGGAUUUUCAUUUCUCUUGUUUAAAAUUGACAUGAGAAUUUGAAAUAUAAGUCUUAAGAUAUGUUGCUUGGUUCAGAGUGUUAGAAAGGGUUUGAAACCCCAAAGGUUCAGAGAAAAAAUACUGCAACUAGGCCAGCCUCCAAGGCCAAGUAAUUAAAUUUCAUCCCAUAAACUUUGAAAUUUUCACCAAGACCAAAGUUGGCCUAGGUCCUGUUGCAUAAAAGUUCCCAUUAUGAUAACUUUUCCAUGCAAUUGUAACUUGCAUUAAAUCCUUGAUUUUGAUUGGCUGUCGAUCAGCGUUACCAUGGUAGUAAACAUUGGAUGGCAAAUUUAUCAUAAUAGUAACCUUGAUGCAAUGGGCCCUGGGGUCUGUUGCAGAAAGAGUUGCGUUUAAACGCAAGUCAAAAAAUCAAUCGCAAGUCCCAAAUGCGCGCUGUUGAUUGGUUGAAAAUGAAGUUACGCAUGAUUUUUUAGAGUUGCGAUUGAUUGCAACUCAUUCUGCAACGGGCCCCAGGGCCCGCUGCAUCCUUCAUUAUCAAUAAAAAGGAAUAUGAAGACUCUGAAAAUGAAACAGAGUGAAUGAGAAGUACAUUUUUGAAAUAUGAUAUUGAUGCGUCCUUUGACAAAGGAAUUUAUUGAUUGGUAGGUCCUGAAAUGCAAUGUCAGUUAUUUCAAAUAUAUGCACAAUAUUUCCCAUGAAUUAAUGCUGUGUCAAGACAUUGGAGCGAUUGAUUACAAUAUAUUUAUUCUUAAAGAGAUACACUUUGAUUUUAUGCAUUUGAACUACACCCCAUAUAUCUUUUGAAGCAAAUACAUUAAAUCACCUUUCUAUUCUCUUGUCAUCUAUUUAAAUAAGAUUAAUUAAUUUAUAAUGGAAUUUAAAAUGGACUAUAUACAUAUGUAUAUUUAUAUUCUUGAUGUCUGUUUUCUCCGUCCAUUAUGUCAUGUAAAUAAACUAUAUCUCUACUGUAUAAGCAUCGUCAUAUGAGUUCGUUUUUCAAAUAACUUCAAGAAAAUAUUUUUGUAAUGUACAGGAACAUUUUUUGAAGUGAUUAUUAGAUAUUACAAAGAUCUGGGUACCCCGAGUUGAUUUGAAAUACCAUUUAAAGGGAUGGUCCGGGCUAAAAAUAUUUAUAUCUUAAUACAUAGAGUAGAAUUCACUGAGCAAAAUGCCAAAAAUUUCGUCAAAAUCGGAUAACAAAUAAUAAAUUUAUUGAAGUUUAAAGUUUAGCAAUAUUUUAUGAAAACAGUCGUCAUGAAUAUUCAUUAGGUGGGCUGAUGAUGUCACAUCUCCCCACUUUCCGUUUUCUUAUGUUAUUACAUAAAAUCAUAUUUUUUUCAUUAUUUCAUACUUGUUUGAAUGAUAUGUCUCCUUAUAAUGAAAUAAGUUGCAGCAAUAAAUAUUUAAUGCACUAAAUCAGUUAUCAAUCCAAGUUUUCUAGUUCUUGGAGGUAAAAAUCUGAAUAAACCUAAUUUCAUAUAAUAAAAUACAAAAGAACAAGUGGGGAUGUGACAUCAGCACACCUAAUGAAUAUUCAUGACUGUUUUCACAAAAUAUUGCUAAACUGUAAAAUUCAAUAACUUUGAUAUUUUUUAUCCGAUUUUGAUGAAAUUUUUGGUAUUUUGCUCAGUGAAUUCUACUCUAUUUAUUAAGCUAUAAAUACUUUCAGCCCGGACCAUCACUUUAACACUUUGACUACUGAUGGUUACUCUUCCUGAGUCCCCCUCUUUCUUCACUUCUCCCCUAAGUUUCUUUCUAACCCCAACACCCCCCCCCCCUCCUUCCCACUCUCUCACCAUCUCUCUCCGUCUCAAUCGCCCUCUUUCAUUAUUACUCAUGGCUUGCCUCUUGCCCUCUACUUCUGACUUUGUUACACAACCUAUCCGCCCCCUCCCCUCCGUAUCUUCUCCUCUCCCCUCCGCUUCUUACUCCCUUCCUUGUUUCUUCAAUGCUCCCCCUUUUCUUUCUAACCCUAACACCCCCCUCCUCUCCCUCCCACUCUCUCACCAUCUCCCUGUCUCAAUCGCCCUCUUUCAUUAUUACUCAUGGCUUGCCUCUUCUUCUGACUUCGUUACACAACCUAUCCCCUCUCUGCAGCUCUGCUUACUUCCUCUCAUUUCUUAUGCCUUUCUCUGUUCUAUUUUCUUCUUCAUUCGAAUAUACCAAACAUUCACGAUAUCACAUUCCUAAGUAGUUUCAAUCCGUUCAGAUCAAAAUUCUGUUUUUAAACAAAAGGCAUGUCUCCCAUGCCUUCGAAACUUUUCUUUCAAUUCUUUGCAUUCAAUGUAUAAUCUUAUGGAUAUUCUUAAUGCAUAUCUAUGUUAUGUGCAAAUUUAUAAAAAUGAUUACUGUACCGAAAAAGAUAGUGCUCACGCAAGUGUAAUAUUCUCUAAGAGUGAAUUCCAAGAUAUGAUUGCAAGGUUAAUAAACCAAACUUUGUGCUAAAUAGAAAACAUGAGCAAUAAAAUUAUACACUGCAAUGCAAAAAUACACCAA
Messenger RNA from Lytechinus pictus (painted urchin), 4758 nucleotides. RefSeq names its product dynein regulatory complex protein 9-like. Gene Ontology annotation, biological process: cilium organization; sperm axoneme assembly. The transcript is spliced from 10 exons. The record is from RefSeq and is a predicted model, not a curated record. Gene Ontology annotation, molecular function: protein binding. Gene Ontology annotation, cellular component: cytoplasm; sperm flagellum. The coding region runs from base 182 to 1363 and encodes 393 amino acids. Lineage: Eukaryota; Metazoa; Echinodermata; Echinoidea; Temnopleuroida; Toxopneustidae.